GCUCACGCGCACACUCGCGCUCGCGCAAACAUGGCGGCCUCUGUUUCACCGCUCCGCUCCUACUGGACGCUUUGUAGCAGGUUGGCGGACCCCCACCGGUCAUGCCGGGCCAAGCCGCGGACGCACAGGAAAUGCGACAGUCAACGGAGACACCUGCACCAGUCGGCGACGAGGCACGCAGCCGUGGUGAUUUCGGGUGCGGCGUUGGCUCGUCAGCUCCACAGGGAGAUCCAACGUGACGUGGAAGAGCUCGUCGCUCAGGGCAACAUGAGACCUCACCUGGGAGUGGUCUUCGUGGGGGACGACCCGGCCAGCAGGACCUACGUUCGGAACAAAACGCGCGCCGCCAGCACUUUGGGUAUUUCCAGUGACACCGUGUUACGCCCGAGCUCCGUCUCUCAGGAGGAGUUGCUGGAUCUAAUAGACAAGAUGAACCGAGACUGGCGGGUCAGCGGACUGUUGGUGCAGCUGCCGCUUCCUGAGCACAUCAAUGAAAGAGCUGUCUGUAAUGCCAUCGCUCCAGAAAAGGACGUGGACGGCUUCCAUAUUGUGAAUAUUGGCAAGCUGUGUCUUGACCAGCGAUCCAUGGUGCCUGCCACGCCUGCAGCUGUCUGGGAGAUCAUUAAAAGAUCAGGUAUUGAAACGGUGGGAAAGAAUGUCCUGGUUGCCGGACGCUCCAAAAACGUCGGUAUGCCCAUCGCCAUGUUGCUGCACACCGAUCGGAGCCACGAGCGCCCUGGCGGCGACGCCACGGUGACCAUCGCUCACAGAUGUACGCCGAGGGAGCGGCUGAAGCAGCUAACCAGCCUGGCCGACAUCAUCAUUGCUGCUGCAGGUGUUCCCGGUCUGAUCACAGCAGAUAUGGUGAAAGAGAGUGCGGCGGUCAUUGACGUGGGCAUCAACCGCAUCGUGGACCCCGAAACGGGGAAACUGAGGCUCAUCGGCGAUGUGGACUUUGAGGGUGUGAAACAGAAGGCCAGCUUCAUCACUCCCGUUCCUGGAGGUGUGGGCCCCAUGACGGUGGCCAUGCUGAUGAAGAACACUGUGACGGCCGCCAGAAACGCGCUGACGCAUUAACACGACGCACCUCGUGACACACACACACGUACACUUUUCAGCAGACCUUUUCACCAUGAUGUCGCAUGUACUUCCGGGUGGCAGAAACUCAAGCGAUCUCGAAGAAAACCUUACUUUGUUGACAAUGGUAGAAGGAUUGAGAAAGCAGAGGAGAGGGCGUGAGUAAUGAUUUCACCAUUGAAGGAAUGUUUGCGAUGUCAGGAGAAAAGAAAAUGCGUAUGUGACGCAAAGUCGUAGUUGAUUCAAAUGAUCGGAAUAAUGUCACAGGCGUGCUCUUUUGAAAACAUGACCAAACAUUUUUUACGAACCUGUGAGAAAAUGCCUUCCACAAACCCAAUAAUAGUUUGGUUCCCAGUCUCUUCCUUGAGAAAUAACCUUUGUGCCAUAUUAUGAUUUUUUUUUUUUUUUUCCCCCUGUACAACUAUUUACAACAUCCACUUGAUUUAUUACUCUUCUCACCCACGAGAUUAAAAACACUGCAAAAUAAAUGUAAAUUUGACAAACCACACAUAAGAGGUUCACAUAUGGAAGUAAAUUAGUGCCACAGAAAACAGGAUUUGAAUUUGAAAAGUAAAGUGAUCACAUUUUCAAUAGUUGUCUUUCAGUGUAACUUUUCAAUGUUAACAAUUCAACUGGCUUCAAUUGACUGUCUGAAAUUCACUGUCUGUGCCACUCGGCAGGGUUACUUCAGGUCACAACCAAACAGCCAGCCAAUCGCGGUUACGCUUUCUUAGUCACUUGACAUCACGGAGUAAGAAAGCGUAACUGGAUUGGCUGGCUGUUUGGUUCUGACCUGAAGUAACCCUCCCUGGUGGCACAGACAGUGAAUUGGAGCAACUAUUGAAAAUGUGAUCACUUAACAUUUCAAAUUCAAACCCUGUUUUCUUUGGCAUUUCAAAUUCAAAUCCUGGUGGCACUAAUUUACUUCCAUAUGCACAACAAUGAUUAGGGAAAAAAAUUGUUGCAAGAAUAUAAAAUGAAUCUUCAAAAUCGUGAAAACAAAGCCCUUUGUUGGCUCUUUUAACCUAUUCAUGGGCGGGGUGGCAAUUUUUUGCCUUAUUGAGAUAAGUCUCCUAACAGGCCACAAUUGAGGAAAUAAAACUUCUUUUUUGUUUUAACACAUAAAACAAAGGGCAAAAAAGAUGUACCCUCUCACGGGCAGCGUCCCAAAAUUGGGACGGACGGUUAUGUUAUCAGUUCUGUGAAGUGGUACAUACUAGAGAUAUGUUUAUUAAUUAAUUCUCAUUCUAGAACGACAUUUACGCAUUAGUAAUACUGACGGAUUAGCAUUUUGAAGAUUAACUUGGUUUCUCUCUUUCUUCUCUUGGAAAGCACUCCAUGUGUGCUUGAGGCAGCCAUGUUGGGUCAGGAAGGAAAGGGAAAUAACUCUGUGCUAACUUUGACCGAUGAGUUAUCCUCUCCUGAUGCCAAAUUAUGGCUUCAGAUUAAAACACUUAAAUAUUUUGAUAUACUGAAGGAUAUGAUGCGUGAAAAUCAUGAUGUGCCAAAAAUGGGACGCUGCCCACGAAUGGGUUUUAAAAUGCCGCGGGCUUGGGCUGCUGAAUGUGCUGAAGCUACGCCCUGCUGAAGUGUCAGCUGUCACUCAAAAACCACAAAUAUGAAUUAUGACUAUACAUGGCACCGCAAAAAGAGAUCUGCGUAAAGCUUCCAGUAGCUGAAAUAUAUCCCACUUGGUCGUCAUGGCAACGUGGUGUACUAAAGCGGCCUUGCCAGUACAAAGCCUUUCUUCGUUUUCCCGCAUUUCACUGCAAGACGUGCCUGCACUUAUGGCUGACGAUGAGGCGCUCUAAAGCUGCCACACUAGUCGAAGGGAACUUGAAUUUUUGGGGUGUAACCACAGCUAGCUAGCUAGAUGAGUGCUGAUGUGAACGAAGGCGCCCCAACUUCUCAUGCCUGCGUCAAUGCACUUCCCCCCAAAAAUCAUCUUCACAGUUGACCUCUACAUAAUUCUCACUCUCGCUUCAAUGAUCUUCAAACCAAAAAUGUCUUCAUCAUUUAGAAAUAUUAUAUUAUUUAUUUUACAUUUAUUUUAAAAUGCCUAAAAAAAAUGUCUGUAUCCGGCAAUGCCAAUACAAGUUUUUGAAGUCAACGGUCGUCAUAUCAUUUUGUGCCACCCGGAAGUACUCUGGUGCCUAUCGUUUACAAACAUUAUAAAAAGCUGUGGACAAGAAUCGAGACUCCAUACCUGCUUACUUGAGAUGUUUAUACCAUGUUCCUUUUUGUUCCUUUUUUUUUUUUUUUGUAUUUAUUUCUUCUUACAAGAGUUCAUAUUUUUUCUACCGAGGACAUUUUUAGUUACUUGUGGAACAAUCCCAGGUUGCACGGGAAAGCGAAUAUGAAAUAAACGGCUUCGAAGGUAUUUUGGAAAAGGAGUGUCCUUUAUGUUUUCACGUGCCUAACUGCGGUCAUUACGUGGACUCGGCGUUGAAAAGAGCCUGAGGGUGGUUCCGUUAUUGUUACCAUCACUCAGUUUCAGCAGCCCCAGAUGGACCUGUAUGAGCAUGCACCAAGAAUGUGAGAAGAAAGGAAGUGUGACGUGAAUUUUUUCUUUUUUUUUUAUCUGGCGGGGUGGGGGAGUGUAAAGGAAGUUCCCUGGGAUUCGUUAGAACUUUUUGUUUCAUUGAUCAGAGGUUAUCGAGAGAAAAAAAAAUAAUCCCGGCGGUUGGGUGCUUGCUCUAUAUAAAGUCCAGAGAAUGAUAAGCAGCACUGUGUCGAAACUGAUUUUGAGCCAGACGAAAUGUUUGCACAGAGUCUCAAACAGGGUGAGUUGUUCAUUUAUCUUUUUUUCAAAUGUAAAUAUAAAAACUGAAAUAUAGCCGAUUUAUUCCGGUGGCGUUAAGAUGAAAGAUGAUGAUUUUGUUUUUUCUUUUCAGGUGUGCUCUCAGCCUUUCUUCUUCUCCUGGCAGCGUCGGGACACUCGGCAGAAACCACAAAUAUGACUCGGCUUGAAAACGCUCGUCGGACCCGCUACUCCUGAGUUCGCAUAGACCGUGCGGGAGCCGAGACCAGCACUUCUGUUUAAACGGCGGCACG
Molecule: messenger RNA, 4131 nt
Organism: Syngnathoides biaculeatus (alligator pipefish)
Lineage: Eukaryota; Metazoa; Chordata; Actinopteri; Syngnathiformes; Syngnathidae
Product: bifunctional methylenetetrahydrofolate dehydrogenase/cyclohydrolase, mitochondrial-like
Exons: 9
Coding region: 31-1077 (348 amino acids)
Biological process (GO): tetrahydrofolate interconversion
Cellular component (GO): mitochondrion
Molecular function (GO): methylenetetrahydrofolate dehydrogenase (NAD+) activity; methylenetetrahydrofolate dehydrogenase (NADP+) activity; methenyltetrahydrofolate cyclohydrolase activity
Source: RefSeq, a predicted model, not a curated record